Messenger RNA from Drosophila ananassae, 570 nucleotides. RefSeq lists its product as uncharacterized. The transcript has 2 exons. The coding region runs from base 111 to 500 and encodes 129 amino acids. Lineage: Eukaryota; Metazoa; Arthropoda; Insecta; Diptera; Drosophilidae. The record is from RefSeq and is a predicted model, not a curated record.
AAUUUAAAAAGUAGGCUCAUAGAACACGUUAAUCAUUUAAUUUUUGGAUUCAAAAUAUCAAAAUCUCAACAUAUUUUGUUUUCCCAAUAUUCUGAUACACAAAAGAGCCAAUGAUUGCGGUUGCUCAGUGGGUGGCAUCCCUUUCGGCCGGCCUCCUGAUCUCCUCCCAAACGCUGCGCAUCCUGAAAACUGUGAAUGAACAGGAGCCGACUGCGAGGAUAACUGGGCAGGUGCAAACAGCGGCCGUUAUUUCACAGGAUUCAGAAGGACCUGAGGUCCUGGGCUCCGAGCAGCUAAGUGCAGCCUUGCAGCACUUAAUGAGUAGCGAUAACAACUCUUCUCACGUUUAUAUCGAUGCUAUGCACAAUCCCAGCGCCAGGGGCAAGCAGGACUAUGCCCUGGGCUCAGAGACCUUAAAUCGUAUGUUGGAGGACAUCAUGACGCCCUCUGGCCACGAAAACAGACGGUCAUUGUCUUUCGAACCGGCUGUUCAAGCUUGAAGUUGCUGUUUUAGUUAAUUAAAUUAUUAUUUAUAACAAGUUAUUAUUAAAAUGGCUGGCAGAAACCAUA